Penaeus chinensis is the source of this 2294-nucleotide messenger RNA. RefSeq lists its product as uncharacterized. The transcript has 8 exons. Bases 96 to 2207 code for a protein of 703 amino acids. Lineage: Eukaryota; Metazoa; Arthropoda; Malacostraca; Decapoda; Penaeidae. The record is from RefSeq and is a predicted model, not a curated record.
CCCAGACUCCUUCAGAAAGCGAAGGACAGCCAUCCAGCAACCAUCUCUCUGUUUAGUGAUUCUUGGUGAGAAAAUCAGCGAAAUAAUUGUCCACAAUGGCUCCCAUUCCACACUCGUACGACCUGAAGGUUUCCGCGUGUGAUGCAAACCCCUGUGAGCGCGAAGACCCUUCCAUAGGGAGGUGGGACGUGGCCUUGCCCAUCAGUCGAAGGGGGAGCUUCUUCCAAGACUCCUUUUUCUCGGAUGUGCACGACAAGUUCGACGCCACCGUCAGAAGGGUUCUGGGCAGGUGGAGAGACACCGAUUUCACUUUGAGAGAUCGCUGGGACGAUAGUUGUCGGUACAGCGAUAUUUUGAAACAUUACAGACAACUUCGAUCUCUCAAUAUGAGGGAGGAGGAUCAGGCCGUCACCGUCACAACUGACACAUCAGGUCAUAAGAUUGUGGAGGACGUGCACGACUUCCUGGAUGGAGACGUGAAGGUGAAAGUGGUGGGCGAGAAGGAGGUGGUGGUGGAAGGACGUGUGGAGAGGAGGGAAGGAGGAGGCUCAUCGGUAUCCUCACACUCCUUCACACGCCGCUUUUCAUUGCCUCGUUUUACCGACAUGUCAGCCAUCACGUCUGUCAUGUCUUCAGAUGGCAUCCUUACUAUUAUUGCCCCGAAAAUGGAGGAGCAGUCUCACCAAAGGACAACUAUCAUUCCUAUCAAGCUUGAAAAAGUUGAGAACUCGGUGAUUUUCAGAACUGCAGAUGAUAAUGACACCGCUGAAAAUACCUGCGAAAAAUCACGAAAACUUAACAGUCUUCAGCCUCGGUCUGUAGAAAUUCAAAUUUCAAAGGAGAUAAUUGAUGAUGAUGUUUGUGAAGUUAGGAGGCAAGAAAAUAUUGUUAAAUCUACUGAAAGGAAAGGAUCUGACAUCGUAGAUGAAUCAAGCCAAGUCUGUAAGGAACUAGCCUCGACAGGACUUGAAAGGUCUUGUCAAGGAUUCUGGGAUGAACUCCUACCAAUCACUCGAAGAGGAAGCUUCUUCCAGGACUCAUUCUUCUCCGACAUGCACCAGAAGUUUGACGCCGCCAUAAAAAAGGUCCUGAACAGGUGGAGCACCAAUGACCUCGAGUGGACAGACACUUGGGACGACGUGGGUCUUCGCUACAAAGAUAUCCUGCAGCGAUACAGAGAGCUUCGAUCCCGUCACCUGGAAGAAAACCUUGCCGUCACCGUCACAUCAGACAAAGCAGGUCACAAGAUCGUGAUGGAUGUGCACGAGUUUACGGACGGAAAGGUGAAGGUGAGAGUGCUCGGAGAGAGAGAGCUGGUGGUGGAAGGAAGCACAGAGAAGAAGGCGGAAGCAAACUCAUCCAUUUCCUCACACUCGUUCAGACGCCGUUUCUCUCUGCCUCGCCAAACUGACAUGGCAGCCAUCACUUCUGUCUUGUCUUCAGAUGGCAUACUAACAAUCACUGCACCCAAAGUGGACGAUGGUAAACAGGAAUGUCUAGAAGAAUCCAAAGAAAUAUCUGGAAAUAGAAGACUGAGCAAGGAAGAAGAUGCCAGAAGGCCUCUGUGCAUCAAGAAGUCUGAAAGUUCCGCCGCUGAAAAUGUGUCUUUCCCUCUGACCAAAAUGGGACUCUUUUUCCACGACUCCUUCUUCAAGGACUCUACGGAGGAUUUCAGGAAAGCUGUUAGGGAAAUCUUGACAAGAUGGGGAGAAGUGUCUUCGGAAGUCGAUGAUCUGACCCGCUACAGAAUCCUUCGAUCUCGAGAUUCGAGAGAAGAGACUCAGGCCGUCACGUCUUUGGAAGAUGACCGUCAUCAUAAGUUUGUUAUUGACGUUCAUGAUUUUCUUGACGGCGGAGAGGUCACCGUGAAGGCUGUAAACGAGCGAGAGUUGGUGGUUGAAGGUCACUUGGAGAAGAAAGGAGACGGUUCCAAGUCCACCAAGCGGUUCCUUCGACGCUUCGUUGUUCCUGGAGAUAUUGAGCUUGAGGCUGUCACUUCCGUCACGUCCUCUGAUGGUGUGCUGACAAUUUCGGCUCCGAAAAAGAAGGCCCUUUUGAAGCUCACCAACGAAGCGGAGAAUAGAGACACAAAGGAAAUAAAAAAUAUACAUGCAAAUCGAAAUGAAUUUUCGUCCAAUAAAACUUCUCAUUCGUCAGAGAAAUGCCAAAAAAAAAGAAGCCAUAAUUCCUGUCCAGUUGGAAAAUAAAAAGGAAAUUGUUCACCAAGGUAAUACAGCAGAUACACUCGUGUCUGCCGACAAAGUUGAACAGAAACACUCAUCUGCAGACCUAAU